This is a messenger RNA of Nothobranchius furzeri (turquoise killifish), 4812 nucleotides long. RefSeq names its product serine/threonine kinase 24b (STE20 homolog, yeast) (gene stk24b). The record is from RefSeq and is a predicted model, not a curated record. Gene Ontology annotation, cellular component: cytoplasm. NCBI's taxonomy places the organism in Eukaryota, Metazoa, Chordata, Actinopteri, Cyprinodontiformes, Nothobranchiidae. Gene Ontology annotation, biological process: negative regulation of cell migration; protein phosphorylation. Gene Ontology annotation, molecular function: ATP binding; protein serine/threonine kinase activity.
UCAUCAUCAUCUCCCUAGGUUCGUUCCCGAGGCCGUCAGGAUGCUGCUGCUGAAUCGGAUCCGCUUCCGCCCAGAUCGGCGUCACACCACCGACAAGAUGGCUGAGAUUACGGCUCCAAAGUGAGGGAGGAAGUAAAAACAGUGGCGAGCUCUUCUUGCUGAAGAUGCCAGACCUCCAGAGCUGCUGAAGGCCGGUUCGGAGGCAGAGAUAUCAACCCUGGGUUUAUCUUCCGGGCUCAGUUCUGCGGGUCCAGUUAGACGGAUGUAAACAAACCGCUCCGGAGCAGCGCGAGGACGGAACGUCUAUCACAGAGCUAACCUGCUAGCCAUGUUUACUAGCUGACAGCACCGUUAGAAAGCUCGCGCGGUUCCACAAAGUGACACUUUGGAUGGUUUCCAGACCAGUAAGAGUCCCUUCCUAGCCUCCACUGAGAACCAGGACCCGCUGCUGCGGCACACGUUUCUGGCGAUUUAAAUUGGAUUUAACGCUUAGCUAAUGCGGCUCCAGCUGGUUAGCAUGCUAACAUUGCGGAUUUCUCAGAGUUAGCAUUAGCAGCUGUGUGAGUUUGCUUCGACCCAGGACACCAAAGGGUUUGAGGAGGAUUUUUCUAUUGUUCAGAGGUGAGAGAGAAGUCCGCGCAGAGCUGGGGAACCAGGAGUCCAGCUGGAUUACGAACAUUAAAGGCACCACCGCUCGGUCUGGGAAUACAAGUGAAGCCCAGGAGAGUUAAGCCCUGUCGGCUGCAGCAUGGCCCACUCUCCCGUACAGGGCAACCUGCCGGGGAUGCAGAGUGUCAGAGUGGACCCCGAGGAGCUGUUCACCAAGUUGGAGCGCAUCGGGAAGGGUUCCUUCGGCGAGGUGUUCAAAGGCAUUGACAAUCGUACGCAGAAGGUGGUGGCCAUCAAGAUCAUUGACCUGGAGGAAGCUGAGGAUGAGAUAGAAGACAUCCAGCAGGAGAUCACUGUACUGAGUCAGUGUGACAGUCCCUUCGUCACCAAGUAUUAUGGCUCCUACCUGAAGGACACGAAGCUAUGGAUCAUCAUGGAGUACCUAGGUGGAGGCUCGGCCUUGGACUUGAUGGAGCCUGGAGCUCUGGAUGAGACCCAGAUUGCCACAGUCCUGAGAGAGAUCCUGAAGGGCCUGGAGUACUUGCACUCAGAGAAGAAGAUCCACCGGGACAUCAAAGCCGCCAACGUCCUGCUGUCCGAGCAAGGCGAGGUGAAGCUUGCGGACUUCGGCGUGGCCGGCCAGCUCACCGACACACAGAUCAAACGUAACACCUUUGUUGGGACGCCCUUCUGGAUGGCCCCAGAGGUCAUCAAGCAGUCUGCCUAUGACUCCAAGGCUGAUAUCUGGUCUCUGGGGAUCACCGCCAUCGAGCUGGCUAAAGGCGAGCCUCCACACUCGGACCUCCACCCCAUGAAGGUUCUGUUCCUCAUCCCAAAGAACAACCCGCCCACGCUGGAAGGAAAUUACUGCAAACCCCUGAAAGAGUUUGUGGAGGCCUGCCUGAACAAGGAGCCCAGCUUUAGGCCAACUGCCAAAGAGCUGCUGAAGCAUAAACUGAUUGUCCGCUACGCCAAGAAGACGUCCUACCUGACCGAGCUGGUGGACAAGUACAAGAGGUGGAAGGCAGACCAGUCCAGAACCACAGAGUCCAGUUCCGACGAGUCCGACCCAGAGUCGGACCAGCAGGCGUCGGGUGGGAACGACAUCAGCAGCGAUGACUGGAUCUUCACCAUCCGAGAAAAGGACCCCAAGAAGCUUCAGAACGGGGAGGGACAGUCGGCGGGGACAGACCAGACUAAAGACAUUCCAAGAAGGCCUUAUUCACAGAGCCUGACCACAGUCAUCUCUCCUGCUCUGUCUGAGCUGAAGGCUCGGCAGGAGCAGGUGAACGGGAACCCCAUGGUCCUGGAUGAGUUGAGGGAGGCCAUCCUGCUGGCUGAGGAGGCCUACCCUGGUAUCUCCGACUCCCUCGUGGCUCACAUGGUGCACCGGCUCCAGAGUUUCUCCACAAGCCGAACCUCCUCUUCCUCCCCUUAGAAACGGGUCUCUGCCUCGGCCCUGCUCACCCCCCUACGUCCCACCAACACCCCAACCAGAUCAGAGGGUGGAGCCAUUCAGAACCAGCUUUUAGGUUUCAUUUCGGGGGCGGUGCUUAAAUAUUUAGUAAACUCCAGCGGAGAAACCUUGCAGAGCUUUUUUUAUCCAUUGACGAGAGAUGUUGGAAAGCCGUAGCACACGGGACUCAACGCAGGAGCGACUGGACGGGAACUGUCCGGGCCAUGCGCACUCCUCCAGCCUCACGCAGCCAUCUCUCUCUGCAUGGUCUUUACUGGAUGAGGAGCCUUCUUCACUUCCUCCGCCCUCCCCGCUCUAAAUGCUGGCGUCGUACCCAACCCCCAGAACCUCCGAGAGCAUGCUUGACGAACCUGCAGGGAUGUCAUCCAAGUGUACAAGCUUUGUGUACGUGUGCACAGUCACGUGAGUGCACGUGACGUCUCUAAAACUCCCUGUUUAGGCAGAUUGCAGCAUUCUUAAUGAAACCUCAGGUAAAGUGCUUUAAGUCCUCCGAGGCAGGAGGGGGCGCCAUGCUGUACAUGAUUACAAGUUGUCAUUGCGGGAAAUAAAUCACUGUGUACAAAACAGUCAUCACAUUUUGUAGAUAUGAAUAAAGUUUAAAAAAAAGUAGUUAUUUAAACAUCUUAAAGGUUACUCAGACAGAAAAUGCUUUUUCGGAAACGUUCUACGCUCAAACAUUUCAUCACACGUUUAGUUACUUUUUGUAAAAAUCAGUGUUUUCUUUUCUCGUGACUUGAGCUCAUUGAUGCUGAAUCAUCAAAUUAAUCAAGUUUACUUUGUAUAGAAGAAGAAUCCUUUUGUUUGUCGUCAGACGGUAAACCUCGUAUUAUUGUUUAAGGGUUCAAAGAGAGAGCUCAGAUCUGUGGUGGAGAAGUUACAGUUAAUACCGUACCCAUUCUAGAUGGCUCUUUAAAUGACCUCAUUGUGAAGAAAAACAGAGCAGUUCUGAUGCUAGCUAACGGCUAGUUUCCGCAAGUCCAAUAACAAAGUGAAGUUCUACCCUUAACAUUUUAGAAAUGUUAGAGUAGCUCAAACUAACGUUAUUUAAUGAACCAUUGGGCCAAAUUGAAUAGUUGCAUAGACAUCUGGAACCCCUCCUUAAUUCUUAAUUUAGUUGUGUGUGUGAAAGUUCAGGAAACUUCGAGAGGGGCUGAGACCCCAUUGAUGAAAUGCCACCUCCACACCACAAGGGGGCGCCAACCAACAACAUAUCAAAAUACAAAAAGGGCAACGGCUAAUGAAAAACUAGUGUUACUUAUUGAUAUUGUUUAUAAUUGUCUUUCAAGCCUUGUACUUGUAACAAAGUUACAAAAAUAAUUUAAAUAUGUUUAUCAUAGUUGGUUUUCUUACAAAAAAACUACAUUUGUGCUUGAACAGGAAGUGCAAACGUAGCAGGAAAUCUUGCUUUCUGAAAUGUCCAGAAUAGUUCUUACUGGUUUGAAGAAAAAAGGAGACUCUUGUCAUUCUGGACAGAUUUAGGCACUUUGUGUAUUUACAUGGAUACAUAUUUACACGUUUUUUUGCGGUUUGGAAAUUUGUAAACUUGUUUUAGUCCAACGGAAGAUUCAAAAUUGUUGUUGAAAUUUUAAGAUACUUUUGUGUAAAAAUGUUUAUGUUGGUGUGAAUCUUGCCAACAGAAAAAUUCCUGCAUGAAGUGCAUCUAGCAUAAAGUAAGUGCUACAGCUAGCUUCUUACGUGCUACAGCUAGCUUUUGCUGCUAUUAGCCUUUAUAAAUCACCAUAGAAUGUCAUUUAAAUGACUAAUGCAGAAAUUACAGUGGAGGAUAGUUUGUUAAAUCGCAUUUAGACAAAAAAAUUUUGAUUAGAUUUUGGUUGUGAGCUAACUGGAACUAGCUGUUAGCUUGUCAAACAGAAGAGCUAAUCUCUUUCUCCAAACUGAGGUUGUUCAAAGUGCAGAUCUUCCUUCCACAGAACCCACGUCAGCUGAUCUGAGCUCUCUCUGUCAGUUUUAUAAUUUACCAAGAAUAAAAGAUGGCAGAUGUUCACCAGGGAAACCACGUCCAGAUGUUUUCAGCUAAAGUAGUGUUUUUCCCAGAUUUAGCCGUUCUUAGUAACUAAAGUGGAUACGAGGGCAAGCAAGCAAGAACCAUAGAAGGCGAUCACAUUUAACUCCCGUCAGGACAAACCUCAACACCAUCCUUUAAUCCUCACCACUCUCACUAUAGAAGUGCCAUAUCCACUUUACGCUCACUAAUGCUCCAAGUUUGAUUUGCACCUUUUUAUUUUUCAGAUCAGUUUUGUGCACUUUGAAAGUGUCGCCUAUUUAAGAAUCCUACAAGAGGAGGAAAACAAAAACGCAGUUGCUAAUAGCCAUGUUUUACUAUAUAUGUUUACUUCAGAGUUCCAGAAUUUACUACUGUGCUAUUGCAGCAAUAAUGUUGAGGAGUUGCAACACGGUGCACUCGUCAACACAGGGAUUGAAAGAAAUAUCUGAUAUUUUUAUAAUGGCAAAGAGUUGAGUAUGGAACUAUGGAAUGCUUUAUGGAUAUGGGCACCUGCCUCUGGCAAAUAAAUAUCUAUACCCUACUGAAAAAGAAAACCUGCUAUGGAAAUAACAAAAUGUGUACAUUUGGUCUCUUUUAUCAUAGCUGAUUUAUAGUACUGUAUAUAAUCUUUGCUUGUGUCAUUUGAGAACUCCCAAGUUAAAUGUAAGCUCCUUCUAAGCUUUCAAGUUGACAUGAGAAAUAAAGAUCUACUGCUAACUCA